UCCCGGCCCAUCUUGCGCACCACGUCGUGGCUACAUCCACAUAUUGACACGCUGUCUCACGCCGUGGUCGCGCAAAUUCCAAGAAAGCCCAAUUGAACAAGGCCAUAGCGUAAGCCACUGGAAAGGCAACUUCUCGUGAGCUCUACGUAUUUUCCGCUCUCCGUUGAAGCGAACCUCCUCCCUUCCGAUUCCGGAACGGCGGGAGCCCCCGUUCUCACACUGCAAGACAUCUCCGGCAGAAGGGAAAGAUUUCGCGUACUGCACCCAAGUAAGCUGAUGGACGGGAGGAGUUUGAGAUUAAUUUAUUUCUUGGUUCUAUGUCUCAUGCCUUUAUUGCGCCAUGCCGUGGCUAUUCGCUUUGUGAUGGAUAGAGAAGAGUGCUUCUCUCACAAUGUUGAUUAUGAAGGGGAUACAGUUCAUGUAUCUUUUGUUGUGAUCAAGGCGGAAACUCCCUGGCAUUAUUCUGAGGAUGGUGUCGAUCUUGUGGUUAAAGACCCUAAUGGCAACCAAAUCCAUGAUUCCCGUGCCAAGACUAGCGAUAAGUUUGAAUUCGUAGUUCAGAAGAGAGGUGUCCACCGCUUCUGCUUCACUAACAAGUCCCCGUAUCAUGAAACUGUAGACUUUGAUGUGCAUGUUGGUCAUUUUUCAUAUUUUGACCAGCAUGCCAAAGAUGAGCAUUUUAGUCCUCUGUUUGCACAAAUCCUUAAGUUGGACGAAGCUCUCUACAGCAUUCAGUUUGAACAACACUGGCUGGAGGCCCAAACCGACCGCCAAGCAAUACUGCAGCACCUUCUUGAGUUUCUUCCCUACUGUGAUGCAGUAAACGAGAACAUGAGCAAGAGGGCGGUUCACAAGGCACUAUUCGAAUCAGCUGCCCUUAUUGCAGCCAGUGUUGUGCAGAUUUACUUGCUGCGGCGUCUCUUCGAGCGCAAGCUGGGUUCAUCUAGGGUCUAAUUUCUGCUUAUAGCUCUCAUUAUACUCACCAACCCAACUGGACAUAAAUACUGCGUUGUAUGGAUUUGUUGCACCCUGUUCAAUCAUUCAUGCGUUUUUCUUUUAAGAAUUUUGUAUUUCAGAGGACACAUCAUGCAACAUUAAAGUGCCUGAGAUGAUCUUGUU
Messenger RNA from Brachypodium distachyon (stiff brome), 1119 nucleotides. Its product is annotated as transmembrane emp24 domain-containing protein p24beta2. Gene Ontology annotation, biological process: endoplasmic reticulum to Golgi vesicle-mediated transport; intracellular protein transport; Golgi organization. The record is from RefSeq and is a predicted model, not a curated record. The transcript is spliced from 5 exons. Gene Ontology annotation, cellular component: endoplasmic reticulum; endoplasmic reticulum-Golgi intermediate compartment; Golgi apparatus. Bases 277 to 954 code for a protein of 225 amino acids. Lineage: Eukaryota; Viridiplantae; Streptophyta; Magnoliopsida; Poales; Poaceae.